Molecule: messenger RNA, 2933 nt
Organism: Lottia gigantea (owl limpet)
Lineage: Eukaryota; Metazoa; Mollusca; Gastropoda; Lottiidae
Exons: 9
Coding region: 1-2283 (760 amino acids)
Cellular component (GO): extracellular region
Molecular function (GO): chitin binding
Source: RefSeq, a predicted model, not a curated record
AUGUUUUCAGCCACCAUCUUAUCUCUCCUGUUCUGUACCCAGUUCGUGUUAUGUGAUGAAACCCAGGGAACUCAAUGGGACAACUUAAUGAAUAAAAAAUUCGGCGAUGGUCAAGUACCGCAACAUUGGAACUGGAAGCCGACAUUUGGAGGGAAAGGAAGCGAGAAUCAGUUGGUACAGACUCUAGUUUUACACCCUGAUGACGGACGUGAAGCGACCCCUACCGUCCUGGCUAUAAAUUCUGUCAUCAACACAGAAGAUGAGGACAAAUCCCGAGGGGACAUGUUACGGCAUGCUCUCUUCGAUCUCGCAACACUUCCAGUUUCUAAACCAGAUAUACCUCUACUAGACAGUCCACAUAUUGAAAUUCCCCUGCUCGACUUACAGAAUUUAAUAGUUGAUCAGAACGACGGUGGGUCGAAACAAUCUGUGAGCGACGAUAAAAAGACGCAACAACCAACCGAGGAUAUCAAAACGGAACAAACUGCCAGCGACGACAGUCAAACAAAACAAUCUUCAAGUGACGAAACGGUGGAAAAGCAAACGAUCGUCGUACCAACUAUAUAUCAACCACAGACUGCGGUACCGGAGGUUCUAAGGUCUUUGGCGGCCAUUCCUACGAUACAACAAUUAAAAACGGUGGAGCCUAUCACGCAACAGCCAAUAACCGAGGAACCUACGACGCAACAGCCACCUCAACCUAUAACUGAAUACCUUAUCUCUAAAGCAGCUCGAAACACUUUAGGAAGCAAGCCGUACCGUCUUCUUCCGGAUUCAGACGUGGUCGUAGCAAACGAAGCAAACGGACAGCCAAGCGUUAUGGUAGCUGUCGGAAACAUUCCAACCAUUCAGUUACCAGGCUCUGGAAUCAUUAUUGCUAGACCGGACUCUUGGACACCUACGACAACUACCGUAGCUCCUACAACGACGACUACAGUUGCACCUACGACAACUACAUCACAACCUGCACCUACGACUACGGUUGCACUCACAACAACGACGGUUGCGCCUACUACUACAACAACUACAGUUGCGCCUAUAACUACGACAACUAAGGCAGCAACUACGACGACACCGACGACUAAAGUUGCGCCUACAACUACAACUACCACAACCCAGAAACCAGUCCCUUACAAAAACGUUAUAGAUGGAGAAUGUAAUAGAUGUAUUUAUCGAAACGGAGUAGGAUUUUUAUCUCAUACCUCAGAUUGUACUAAAUUCUUCAAAUGUCAGAGAUUGAGUAAUGGUGGAUUUAGGGCUGCCGAACUUCAAUGUCCAUUCGGGCUGUACUGGAAUAAUGAGAUAUUCUCUUGCGAUUAUCCGAGAAACACGAAUUGCACAAACCAUCCCUGUACCAACACCAAUACCCGAUAUGCUGAGAUGACAGGUCAUUGUGCUGGGUAUUGGAGAUGUGAUUGGGCGACCCCAGUAGCAUACUGCUGUCCCCAAGGGCACAGAUUUCAACAAAGUUCACAGUUGUGUGAGGUCGACCGGACAAGAACUUGUCGUGAUGAUUGUUCUGGGCCUCAACAAAAGCCCAGCGGUGUUGUCGAGAAGUUGUGUGAUAAGAGAUCAGUAUCUGAUAGUAAAACAGCGUUUGAACAGAGAGUACCGGUAAAUAGAUGGAUCCGACUAGACUGUGCUCCUUCUACAGGUUUUAAUCCAAAGACUUGUCUCUGUUCUGACAGAGUUAAUGCCCCUGUUACACAGAAAACAUCCAACAAAGAUUGUGAUCCGAUGCUUCAUAUCUCAUUCAACAAUGGAGUUCGAGAUGAAUCAAGACAUCGAUUCUGGAUCGAAAACGUUGGAGUAACGUCUAAAGCGGGUGUGGGUUUAUUUAAUGGUAACAAUAAGCUUCUGGUCAAUCGGUUCGCCAACGCUCCACUGGGUAGAGAUCUGGUGAUAGAAGUGGUAUAUGAGCCAGCUGAUAGACGUCGAGAUGAAGUACUGGUCAGUAAUGGUGACUGUGGGGUCAAACCGUCUCUGUAUAUCGUUACGGGACCAACUGGUGUCACCUUUAGUGUUAAAACAACCAGAUCUUCCACUCCUUCUGUCGUUACAGUUCCUAUAUCAAUGCCUAAAGGAUUAAUAAAGGCGAGAUUAUCUCUAGCAAAUGGUAGAUUAACAGGAGAAGUUGGUGGAUUAUCUAAAUCUACACCAGCAUCAGGUUCAGUAGAACUAAGAAAGAGUAGUUUGAUAAUUGGAAGUGGAGACGGGAUGAAGAAAUUUGACGGAAUUAUGGACGAUGUGAAAAUGUUCUUUUGUCAAAAUGACGGCAAAUAGAAUACAUAGAUAGGCAUGGUGUAUAUAGUAAUUUAUAUGUGAACGUCACGCCGAGGAUAUUGUGGUAUAGCUCACAGUCACUUCACUGAUAUAAUAUUAUUGGUUCCACUGUCACGCUAUGUUACAUCACGUCACACUACAUCGCGUCUUAACGUCACGCUAUGUUACAUCACGUCACACUACAUCGCGUCUUAACGUCACGUUACGAACAUUGAACCAUACCGUCCAUUUUGACGGUUUGACACGUCUUGUUGGUGUCGUUGUGCAAACCUUGAUUUCGUGGAUCAGGAAUAUUUUUUGAAAAAUAAGAUGACUUUGUUGAAUGUAGGGCUGUUGACUUUUUGUUUUGUAAACUUUACAAAUUUGAAAAAAAACAUAAGAAAAUGAUGCUGAAUUUUAAAGGACCAUACGACAUUUCAAAGCCUGUAUAGUAUUUCAAUUACUAUUAUAUACGUCAUGGAUAACGAAUUUCGGAGUAAGGAAGGGGCACAAUUUUUUCAGACGGAACUGGAAUUUGGAAUAGAAAUACUUUCCAUUUAAAUAAUUUAUUUCUGUGACUGUAUUAUCUUCAGUCAAUUGAAGUUUCUUAUAAAGUCUCUAUUUAUUUUCUCAAUUUAAUUUAUACACCAAUAAACUAAUAUUUUGUUUCU